AUGUUCUCAGCUUCGCAAGGUUCGAUGUCGGCGUGUCCAGCGUUCAGCAGCGGACCCAGCAAGAGACUCUCAGCCCAACAGAGCCGGCUCGGUGGAUCUCAGUUGACUCCGCGGUCGUGGAAUCUCCUGACUGGAUCUCGUAUGGCCAGGGUGGACGACAAGAGCCGCGGCUUCAACAUGUCCAACCUGUCUCGCUCCACGGACACGCUUGCACCACCUUUGCGCCAUGAAACCAGCUGUAGGCCGAGUAGGCUGAGUAGGCUAGAGCAGUAUGCCCUGCUGACGUGCUCUGAGGAGACUCGGCUGGACCUACGCAUGAACCCAGAAAAAGGCCCUUCUGCGGCCGAGUGGUUGGAGGCUUGGAGAGACCCUUGUGACCGCGAAAAGCGGGAGAGUCUUGUUGAGUCUUGUUGCAGCUUUCCAGAUUUUCCAGUUUUGUGCCAGGCUGCAUCAGCAGAGGAGAUCGCGUGGGUCUUGCGGGAAUACGGCGACGACUUCCAGGUUCCCACCCUCCCCCCCCGGGCGCGCCCCCCUCUGCAUUUUGAUGACUCCCCUUACUGA
Molecule: messenger RNA, 561 nt
Organism: Symbiodinium natans
Lineage: Eukaryota; Dinophyceae; Suessiales; Symbiodiniaceae
Source: the annotation of a GenBank genome assembly